UCCCGGAGGACCUCCGCCCACCACCCCCGCUCCUUCCCGAGGCCCGCCUGGAGCAUGCCGCCUGCAGCCAUGAACGGCCUGGGCCUGGUGCUGCUGGCCGCCCUGCUGUGCUCUGCGCCCGCUCACGGCCUGUGGUGCCAGGACUGCACCCUGACCACCAACUCGAGCCACUGCACCCCGAAGCAGUGCCAGCCGUCGGACACGGUGUGCGCCAGCGUCCGGAUCACCGACCCCGGCAGCAGCAGGAAGGACCAUUCCGUGAACAAGAUGUGCGCCUCGUCCUGCGACUUCGUUAAGCGGCACUUCUUCUCGGACUAUCUGAUGGGCUUCAUUAACUCUGGGAUCUUACAAGUCGAUGUGGACUGCUGCGGGACGGAUCUGUGCAACGGGGGGCCGAGGGCGGGGGGUGGCCCCUGGGCCCUGGCCGGGGGGCUGCUGCUCAGCCUGGGGCCGGCCCUCCUCUGGGCUGGGCCCUGAGGCCCUCCCCCUCCCACAGGGCUUCCAGCUGACCCCCCCUCCCUGAGACUCGAGGCCUCCCUCUCUCGCCGCCAGCUCCGAGUCCCAGCCGGCAGGAUGUCUCCGGGCCCCGGGGGUGCAGGCAGGGGGCUGGGACCCCCAGGUCUCCGAGGGAAAGGCAGGCAGAGCCAGGCCCAGCCCCACAGCCUGGCUGUGAGGGCGUCUUCCGCGGAGAAAUAAAGUCGCUUCUGGUCCA
Molecule: messenger RNA, 712 nt
Organism: Lynx canadensis (Canada lynx)
Lineage: Eukaryota; Metazoa; Chordata; Mammalia; Carnivora; Felidae
Product: lymphocyte antigen 6H
Exons: 3
Coding region: 55-477 (140 amino acids)
Biological process (GO): acetylcholine receptor signaling pathway
Cellular component (GO): plasma membrane
Molecular function (GO): acetylcholine receptor inhibitor activity; acetylcholine receptor binding
Source: RefSeq, a predicted model, not a curated record